AUGGCUGUGAACAAGCUACUCCUGGCUCCGGACUGCCCACCAGUGCUGCGAGUGACCCCUGUCAAACCCUGGAGGCCCCACCUGGCCGCUCCCCAGAACGUGACGCUGGUCUCCCAGAACUUCGAUGUGUACCUGAAGUGGCUGCCAGGGCCUGGCAACCCCCAGAACGUGACUUAUUUUGUGGCCUAUCAAAGCUAUAUGACUCCCGAACGCUGGCGGAAAGUGGACAGGUGCGCGGGCACCAAGGAGUUGAUGUGUUCCCUGAUGUGCCUGAAGAAGCAGGACCUGUACAGCAAGUUCAGGGGACGGGCGCAGGCCAUUUCUCUCCGUGGCAAGUCCCCCUGGACAGAGUCCAGGUUCAUGGACUACCUCUUUGAAGUGGAGCCAGCCCCGCCCAACCUCACCUUCACCCACACGGAGGGGAUUGUCAGUGUCAAUGCCACGUACCAGCUGCCACCAUGCAUGCCCCCAGUGGACCUCAAGUAUGAGGUGCACUUCUGGAAGGAGCAGACAGGGAACAAGACUGUGCUGCCCACCACUCCCCACGGCCAGCCAGUCCAGAUCCCCAUUCAGCCAAGCACGAGUGGACAGCUCUGCUUCAGUGGCAGGACCAUCUACACCUAUGCUACCUCCAAGUACAGCAAGCCUUCUGAGCCCACCUGCUUCUUCCUGGAGGCCCCAGGAGUCACCUGGCCCACGCUGAUGCCACUGGCUCUUCUGCUGCCGUUGCUGCUGGUUGUCGCCAUGGCUGCCAUCUGGAGGAGCUCCAGGGGGAACCCCUGGUUUCAGCAAGCAAAGAUGCCACGGGCCUUGGUUCAAGGCUCCUCCGCUGGGGGCUCUUCAGGAAGAAGCUGGGCCAGCACUCUGGAUUCCGCCUUCUGGGAUGAGACUGGGUCUGGCAGCUGGCUGGCCAACAAGGAGCCAGGUGAGGACGUGGCUGGCAUUGGGCCUUUUGAGCCUCCCCCGCUACCGGAAUUCUCGGAAGACCCAGGCUCUCUGAUAGGACCCCCAUGUGAUGACCUCUCAUCUUGGACCCCCUGGGAGUCUUCCCCAGCAGAGCUCAAUCUGGUCCCUGAGGACUCUCCCGUUUCUGUUCAGACACUCACCUUCUGCUGGAACAGCAGCCCAGAAGAGGAGGAGGAGGAGGAAGAUGGGGAGGAAUGGGAAACAGAGGGCGGCAGCAGCGACAGCGGCAGCUGGGGCGCUGGGAGCUGCCAGAGGACUGAGGCUAGGGCAGGGCUCCUUGGGCAUUACAUGGCAAGGUGA
Messenger RNA from Echinops telfairi (small Madagascar hedgehog), 1266 nucleotides. RefSeq names its product interferon lambda receptor 1 (gene IFNLR1). Lineage: Eukaryota; Metazoa; Chordata; Mammalia; Afrosoricida; Tenrecidae. The record is from RefSeq and is a predicted model, not a curated record. Gene Ontology annotation, molecular function: protein binding. The transcript has 8 exons. The coding region runs from base 1 to 1266 and encodes 421 amino acids.